Medicago truncatula (barrel medic) is the source of this 474-nucleotide messenger RNA. Its product is annotated as agamous-like MADS-box protein AGL80. The transcript has a single exon. Lineage: Eukaryota; Viridiplantae; Streptophyta; Magnoliopsida; Fabales; Fabaceae. The record is from RefSeq and is a predicted model, not a curated record. Bases 1 to 474 code for a protein of 157 amino acids. Gene Ontology annotation, molecular function: DNA-binding transcription factor activity, RNA polymerase II-specific; RNA polymerase II cis-regulatory region sequence-specific DNA binding; protein dimerization activity. Gene Ontology annotation, biological process: regulation of transcription by RNA polymerase II.
AUGGUUAGGAAGAAGGUGAAGCUUGCUUUUAUCUCCAAUGCUUCAAGAAGAAAGGAGACGUACAAAAAAAGAAAGAAGGGUAUCAUCAAGAAGGUGAGGGAACUCACUAUUCUUUGUGGUAUUCCAGCAUGUGCUAUAAUUUCCGAUCCUUUUGAUUCUAAAACAGAGGUGUGGCCAAAUCUAGAUGGAGUCAAACAGGUGCUUGAGAGGUAUCAGAAAUCAUAUAUGAAAGAUGAUAAAAAGAAUGUGAACCAAGAAACUUUUCUUUUGCAGCAGAUUACUAAAGCUAGGGAACAACUGAGAAAGCUGACACAAGACAAUCGUGAGAAGGAGCAAAAGAUUCGAAUGAAAAAUUACAUGCAAAACAUGCCGGAUGAUUUGACCGUUUCAGAUUUGAAAGAACUUGAUAAGAUAAUUGAGAAAAAUAUGAAGGAAUUGGAUGAAAAGAUUGUCGCACUUAGUUUAUCAGAUUGA